UUUGGUAAAAGCCCAAGAAGCCUCGCCAGAUCUACCUCCAUUCGUGCCCGUCUCCCACUGCCGCUCCCAACUCCGGCGACCACCGCACCACCACCAUGGCCGCCCGCCGGAGCACCACCUUCCCCCGUCUCCUCCUCCCCGCCCUAUCGCUCCUGCUCCUCUGCUCGUCACUCCCGCCCCUCGCCGCCGCGUACCGCCCCGGCGACAUCGUCCCCAUGCUCCGCUCCGGCCAGUACCACGGUUCGAGGUCGGUGCCGUUCGACGUGGUGGGCCGCCACUGCCCGGCCUUCGCGGUCAACCGGGAGGUGCUGAUGCCGAUCCCAAAGCCGACCGGGUUCACCGGUGCUGAUCCGUACAAGAUAACAUUUCAAAUUGGACAUGAGAAGUUCCAUGUUCCUUGGCUUUAUGUUAUAAAUCGCAAAACCUCUGAAGUUCCACUGAUUGAUUUCCAUUUGAAGUACUCUGGAAACGAUCUACUUGGGGUUACAGCUAAAGUUGUGGACAUGCCUCACCACUAUGUGGAAGUUCAUCCUGACAUAAAGAACAAUUUCUGGGAUUCACAAAAUUGGCCAAAAUAUGUUCUUGUUAGAUAUACAUGGGAGGAGCAAUCAGAGAUAGACGUCGCUGGAGGAUUUUAUGUGUUAUUUGGAUCUGGGCUUGUUCUGUCCUUCGUUCUUGCAAUCUACGUCCUGCAGUCAUCCCAGGAAAAGUUGACAAGGUUUGUGCGAGAAGCAGUUGCUGAUAGUAGCCUACCAGAGGGAGGGAUUGCAAAGGUCGAGUGACCUUUCCACAGGAUGCCAUACUACCCACUAAUUUCUGCACUGAUCGAAGCACCAACAAGAGAUUCACAACUUAAGGGCAGCCAACUUUCUUGGAUGUGCAGCUUCUAAUACUACAGAACAGCAUACAUCUGAAGAGACUGGAUUAUUUCUUGUGCAUGCUCUGAAAGCAACUUCAUUGUAAUAUGAUAGAAGUGGAGAAGAUGAAACAUAGGAUUCGCAGUAUAAUGGCAUUUCUACCAGACGGGAUUGGUUACUUAGCUCGUUGCAGAGUGAGAAUUUGGGUUGAACAGUUUUUUAUGUGGGUUUUGUAGAAACUGUAGUAAAAAUGUAAAAACAGCUGUGCCAAUAGGCAAAAGUGUAUGCUUUGCCUUGAAGCUAGAUUUGCAAAAUACAACAUUUAUUUGAACCCCGU
Molecule: messenger RNA, 1194 nt
Organism: Phragmites australis (common reed)
Lineage: Eukaryota; Viridiplantae; Streptophyta; Magnoliopsida; Poales; Poaceae
Exons: 9
Coding region: 96-782 (228 amino acids)
Source: RefSeq, a predicted model, not a curated record